This is a messenger RNA of Erigeron canadensis, 1174 nucleotides long. RefSeq names its product anaphase-promoting complex subunit 10. Gene Ontology annotation, biological process: anaphase-promoting complex-dependent catabolic process; protein K11-linked ubiquitination. Gene Ontology annotation, cellular component: anaphase-promoting complex. The record is from RefSeq and is a predicted model, not a curated record. Bases 268 to 846 code for a protein of 192 amino acids. The transcript has 6 exons. Lineage: Eukaryota; Viridiplantae; Streptophyta; Magnoliopsida; Asterales; Asteraceae.
UGGAUAGAUUUUGUCAUUAAAAAAUAUUUAGUAUUACUCUAAGGUUUUAUAAAGAGAAAUGGUUUUCGUACCAUAAAUAUUGAUAAAUCUAUCGAACAGAUAACUGUUAAAAUAUAUUUUGAUUUUAAGGUUUUAGGGUUUAGACUUGAAACAUCAUUUAUUUUUAAUUUUCAGCUCCAUUUUGAUUGACAGCUUUCAACCCAACAACCAAAAUAUCAGACCAUUAAUUCUUUAAUUUAUAAUAAUCUAAAUAAAUAAAUUGAAGAAAUGGCAACGGAAUCUUCGGAGGGAGAGGAAGAAACGAGACUGAUGGGAGGAAACCCGCAGUUAGUGAUCGACGGGGAUCUCCGUGAGAUGGCGAAAACCGCUGCUUGGAGUGUUAGCUCUUGUAAACCUGGCAAUGGCGUUUCCUGUCUCAGAGAUGAUAAUUUUGAAACUUAUUGGCAAUCGGAUGGUGCACAACCGCACCUAGUUAACAUUCAGUUUCAAAAAAAAGUUAAGCUUCAAUUAGUUGCGCUUUAUGUUGAUUUUAAUCUUGAUGAGAGUUAUACACCUAGUAGGAUUGCAAUUCGUGCUGGAGAUGGUUUUCACAAUUUAAAGGAAAUAAAAACCGUAGAACUAGUCAAACCAACUGGUUGGGUAAACAUAUAUUUAUCUGGAAGUGAUCCACGGGACGCUUUUGUAAAUACCUUCAUGUUGCAAAUUGGUAUAUUGUCAAAUCAUCUCAACGGCAGGGACACACACGUCCGCCAGAUAAAAGUCUAUGGACCACGACCGAACCCUAUACCACACCAACCAUUUCAAUUCACUUCAACUGAAUUCAUUACUUACUCAACUUUGAGAUGAGGAAUCUAAAGGCUCUUAGGUACAGUUCGCCUUCACAGUUAAAUGUACACCAUCUCAAGUAUAUGGCAAAGGUGUUUGUGUUGUUUCUUUAUUAGUAUUUUGAGCAAAGAAUAGAGAAUGGUGCCGAGAUUAGAUACCAUUGUUGUUGAAUGGUACACAAUGUGGAAUAGACAACAUUGACCAUUUAAUUUGCAGUUCUCCACCUUUUAGUUUUUUUUUUUUUUGUUUUUGUUUUUUUUUGUUGGUUGGAUCUGUGACAGAGUAUCCAGCUUGCGAUGGCCUGUAGUUUAUUAUUAACAUUGUUAUUUAUAGAUUGAAUUUGAAUCAA